CUGCCGUCCCGCCUGACCACUUUCCCCCGCGCCCAGCGAACACCGCAGCCCGCCCCGUGGCCACGCCUUUGCUCAGGCCGUGCCUCUGCUGCUGGCCGGGAACGCCCAUUCACCCGCCGGGACAGCCGCGGCGCGCCCGAGCCUCGCACUACUCUGCAAACACCAAUUCCGAAUACCCUGCCUCGGAAGUAUCACAGGGACUCCCCGGGCUCCCAAACGCGUAUCUCCUCUGGCUGGAAUGGGAGCCUCCAGAAGCAUUGUGAGGCCUCGGCCAGCCGCUGAGUUCCUGGCGCAGACCGAGUGACGCCAUUUUUAUUACUGGUAGAGCUCGGCUUGGCGGCUGUUUCCGAGCGUGCGAGAGAGAAGCUAAGGCAUCGUCCAGACCCACCAAGGAGGGCUGGAAGGGAAAGGGAGUUUCGGGGGAUGUUGAGCCCAUUUGUGCAAACAGGAAGCAAAGCCCGGCUUGAGAAGGAGCUUUUGGGUCCUGAGAGCAGAGCCAGGGAACCAGUGACAUUUGAGGAUGUGGCUGUGGACUUCACCCAGGAAGAGUGGCAGCAGCUGGACCCUGCUCAGAAGACCCUGCACAGGGAGGUGAUGCUGGAGAUCUAUAGCCACCUGGUCUCUGUGGGGUACUCAGGUAUAACACCAGAUGUAAUCUUGAAGUUGGAACAUGGAGAGGACCCGUGGAUCAUAGAGAGUGAGUUGUCAAGGUCCAACUCAGACAGGGAGAAAAGCCUUGAUGCUUCCCAGCAGAUCAUUUCUGGAGAACUUUCAUUUCAAAAGGAGAUAUUGGAAAGAGCCCCAAAGGAUAAUUCACUGUACUCUAUCUUAAAAGUCUGGCAUAUUGAUGGUCAGAUAGAUAGAUAUCAAGGAAAACAAGACAGAGUUUUGAGGCAGGUCACAGUAAUCAGCCAUGAAACACUGACCAAAAAGAGAAUCCCCAAAUAUAAUACGUUUGGAAAAAUAUUCAGUGGGUGCAUAGAAUUUGAUCCUUCAAGUAAAAAACUCCAUAGUCUUCAUUCAUGUGAAAAGAGAUUGAAAUAUAAUUUAGACUCACUGACUUGUAAUAGGAGCUAUGCAAGAAAGAACCCCAUUGAGAGAUUAGGAUGUGGGAGACCACCUAGCUAUAGUGCUUCCUGUUCUGUGCCUGAGAAAAUUCACACUGGAAUGAAAUCCUGUGGACAUAGUCCGUGUGAAAAAGUUCUCAAUCAUGAGCAAACCCAUAUUCAAAACAAGAAAGUUCAAGCUGGGGAGAAACCCAAUGUUUGUAGUGUGUGUGGGAAGGGCUUUAUUAAGAAGUCACAGCUCAUUAUACAUCAAAGAAUUCAUACUGGAGAGAAACCGUAUGUAUGUGGAGAUUGUGGAAAAGCCUUCAGUGAGAAAUCACACCUCAUUGUGCAUCAGAGGAUUCAUACUGGGGAGAAGCCUUAUGAAUGUACUGUGUGUGGGAGGACCUUCUCCCAGAAGUCGCCCUUCAUCGUUCAUCAGAGAGUCCACACUGGAGAGAAACCCUAUGAAUGUUUUGAGUGUCAAAAAGCCUUCUCCCAGAAGUCACAUCUUAUUAUACAUCAGCGAGUUCACACCAGAAAGAAGCCCUUUGAAUGCAGUGAAUGUGGGAAAGCCUUCUGUGAGAAGUCUCACCUUUUUAUACAUCAGAUAACUCAUACUGGGGAGAAACCCUAUGAAUGUACUGAAUGUGGGAAGACUUUCCCUCGGAAAACACAGCUCAUCAUCCAUCAGAGAACGCAUACUGGAGAGAAACCCUAUAAGUGUAGUGAAUGUGGGAAAACCUUUUGCCAGCAGUCCCACCUCAUAGGACAUCAAAGAAUUCAUACAGGAGAGAAACCUUAUGUAUGUACCGACUGUGGGAAGGCCUUUUCCCAGAAGUCACACCUCACUGGACAUCAAAGGCUUCAUACUGGAGAGAAACCUUAUAUAUGUACAGAAUGUGGAAAAGCCUUCUCUCAAAAAUCACCUCUUAUUAUACACCAGAGAAUUCAUACAGGGGAGAAACCCUAUGAGUGUAGUGAAUGUGGCAAAACCUUCUCCCAGAAAUCACCCCUCAUUAUUCAUCAGAGAAUUCAUACAGGGGAGAAACCCUAUGAGUGUACUGAGUGUGGGAGGGCCUUUUCCCUGAAGUCACAUCUCAUUAUACAUCAGAGAGCUCAUACUGGAGAGAAACCAUAUGAAUGUAGUGAAUGUGGAAAGGCCUUCUGUGAGAAGUCUCCACUAGCUGUCCAUCAGAGAACCCAUACUAGGGAGAAACCCCCUGAAUGUGCUGAGUAUGGGAUAAACAUUUCCCAGAAAUCACAAAUGAUCACAUAUCAGAGAACACACACGGGGGAGAAACCCUCCAAAUGCAGUGACUGUGGGAGCGUCUUCUGCCAGCAUAUACACCUCACUGGACAUCAGAAUCUACAUGGGAGAGAAACUUUACAUACAUACUGAUUGUAGGAAGGUCUUUUCCCAGAAAUCGGACCUUGUUGUGCAUGGGAAAACUCACACUGAACAGAAAUCCUGUGGGCAUGUUGGACAUGAAAAAAUGUGGCACCUCCUCAACUGUAGAAUAGACUCAUAUAUUCCUAAUUAUGUCUGAUUACCCCUCCACAGAAUAAUCUGGUCAGGCCCUUAGAGUGUUUUCAACACUGUAAAUAUGGAAUGGAUUUGCUCACCCUCAAAGUAUCUCAGCCCUCUUCACAGAAUAAAUGCAUCUGGAACAAUGAGCACUGCUUUGGUAUUGUUUAGUUUUUAAAGGUUUUGUAGAAUUUUCCUGGGAAUUUAUUUGGGCAUAGUGGAUUAUUUGAAGGAUAUCUCUUUGUCAUCUUUUUCUA
Molecule: messenger RNA, 2831 nt
Organism: Diceros bicornis minor
Lineage: Eukaryota; Metazoa; Chordata; Mammalia; Perissodactyla; Rhinocerotidae
Gene: ZNF630
Product: zinc finger protein 630
Exons: 4
Coding region: 424-2448 (674 amino acids)
Biological process (GO): negative regulation of transcription by RNA polymerase II
Molecular function (GO): DNA-binding transcription repressor activity, RNA polymerase II-specific
Source: RefSeq, a predicted model, not a curated record